AUGCCAACUUUUAUGCGUAAAGUACCAACUACAUGUGUCAAGAAUGCCACCUAUUAUAUUCCUAAGCUGUGUACAGCCAAGUGUAUUCCUAAACUGUGUACAGCCAAGUGUAUUCCUAAACUGUGUACAAGCAAGUGUAUUCCUAAACUGUGUACAGCCAAGUGUAUUCCUAAACUGUGUACAGCCAAGUGUAUUCCUAAACUGUGUACAGCCAAGUGUAUUCCUAAACUGUGUACAGCCAAGUGUACUCCUAAACUGUGUACAGCCAAGUGUAUUCCUAAACUGUGUACAUCCAAGUGUAUUCCUAAACUGUGUACAGCCAAGUGUAUUCCUAUACUGUGUACAGUCAAGUGUAUUCCUAAACUGUGUACAGUCAAGUGUAUUCCUAAACUGUGUACAGCCAAGUGUAUUCCUAAACUGUGUACAGUCAAGUGUAUUCCUAAACUGUGUACAGUCAAGUGUAUUCCUAAACUGUGUACAGCCAAGUGUAUUCCUAAACUGUGUACAGCCAAGUGUAUUCCUAAACUGUGUACAGCCAAGUGUAUUCCUAUACUGUCUGACCAGCUGGUGUCGUCGUGUUGUUGUAUUCCUCCUUAA
This is a messenger RNA of Biomphalaria glabrata, 597 nucleotides long. Its product is annotated as keratin-associated protein 9-1-like. Bases 1 to 597 code for a protein of 198 amino acids. The record is from RefSeq and is a predicted model, not a curated record. Lineage: Eukaryota; Metazoa; Mollusca; Gastropoda; Planorbidae. The transcript is spliced from 3 exons.